GUAGCGCGCUCGCGUCUACGGUUUCGCUCGCGUGGAAAGUCACGCAGCUCGGUGGUGUAGAGGAGGGAAAAAAAGUUUCGUGACGUGUUUGCCCGUCUAUAUCUUUCUCUUUCGUCCCGUCCAUCUAUCUCGCUCCCUCGCGUACAACGCAUGCAUUGAAAUGUUGGCGUACUCGUGAGAUUUGGGUCCGCGCGCGGCCAUCGACGACGACGACGACGACGACGAAAACGACGACCCGUUCGUUCCGCUGUCUCGUACGAGGGAACCCCGGGUUGGUGGUACACGAUAAUGCGCAAUCGGGCGCGCGGAGACGGCAGUGUGAGCGUCGAUAGUUUAGGGUUUCAAAAGUAAAACAAAUUAUACUGUCCUAUAGACAGUACAAAUAAUCAUACCGAUGUUGGGUCAUUGGCAAGAUCAAAAUAUGCCGAAGGAGAUGCAACAACAUGUCGACAAUCUGGGUACACAACCACCACAAAUGUAUAAUGUACCUGUCGAAGGAAUCAACAAGAAACAUUCCAUUUAUUGGUCUAAUGGACAGCAAAGUAUCAAUGAAACGAGUAACAAGCCCAACACUGUGUCAGAUCAAUGGCAUAAUCAAAAUUACGAAGCCGCGUCCCAUCAUCAGUCCGCGCAUCUAGUACAAACGAAUAAUGUGAACGAUACAUUUAGUUCUUGGCCACAACCGGGCAAUGUCAUGACUGCCACCCCUAAUUGGAGAUAUUCUAACAUGCAAAGCGAAUCUGUACAUCCAAAUCAACAGUUACAGCAGCAGAUAGAUAACAAUUUGCUUAAAGACAACAUGUCACAUGAUAAUAAUGAUACUAGGUUUGCUGCAAAUGAAUGGCAACAAACGCAGGCAGCACCUACUUAUGCUUUCGGUUAUACAAUUCAUAGUGUAGAAAACAAAUCGCAACGUAAUUGGCAGAAUCAUACUGACAUGUUGGGCCAGGAUCAGAAUAUGCCAAAGGAAAUUCAGCAGCAAGUCGACAAUAUGGGUAAUCAGUGUACGCAAUCACCGCAAAUGUAUAACACGUCCGUCGAAGGAAUUAACAAGAAACAUUCCAUCAAUUGGUCUAAUGGACAGCAGAGUAUCAAUGAAAUGAGUAAUAAACCCAGCACCAUGUCGAAUCAGUGGCAUAAUCAAAAUUGCGAGGCCACAAUGUCUCAUCAUCAGCCCUCGCAACUAGUACAAACAAAUAAUUUAAAUGAUACAUUUAGUUCUUGGCCACAAUCGGGCAAUAUCACGACUGCCUCGCACGAUUGGAGAUAUUCCAACAUGCAAAGCGAAUCUGUACAUCCAAAUCAAUGGUUACAGCAGCAGGUAGAUAACAAUUCGUUCAAGGAUAACAUGUCGCAGGAUAAUAAUGGUACUAGGCUUGUCGCGAACGAAUGGCAAAUGCAGUUAGCGCCAUUCAGUUACGCUCCAGUAACUACGACUGUACCUACGACUGUAGAGAGUAUUGUACAUACGCUCAACAAUAAUGAACAGCAAGAGAAUGAGAAACAAGUCACGAUAACUUCAUCUUAUGAAUCUCUUAAUCUUGUGAAAUCGAGUGACAUUAAACCAAUGAUCGGAAAUCAUAAUUUGAAUUCAGCGAUUGAUAAUGGACCGAAAAGUGAUAUUUCGAAAAAUGUUCUCGGCGAGAACAAUGAUCGCGUUUUUGUUCCUACAGUGACAGAGGAAUUAUCCAGCAAUUUCGGUCAACUUAAUCUCGGAAACAAAUCUAGGAAGCAUACAGAUUAUUCGGAUGAAUCGUUGGAUGUAUAUCUAAAUCCUGUGGAAGGAAAAGUUCAACACUCGGCCACUAAUUUUAAUGUGGGAAGUCGUAGUAAUCCCGACAAUAUAUCCGUAUUGCCAUCGGAUUAUGUAUCGAGCAGCAUGGAUAGACCAUCAACACAUUCUACUGACAACCAGCCACCUAUGAGUCAAGAUCAUCCGAUACCGAAUACAUAUCAUAAUGUUACUAAAAUGACAGAUAGUAUCUCACAAAGCGGAUAUGAUCAGUGGUACAAUCAAAGCACGCUGCAGAAUGCGUGGUACGCGAAGGAUCAUUCACGUCUGCCUACCAAACAAAGAAGCGCUCCGGAGCAAAAUGUAGAGAAUUACGAAAACAUUCAACAAACGUCCGACUUUAUAAACGUAGAAAUCGUCGUACCCACGACAUUGCAUGAACGCGAUAUUUACGGCUCGCGAGAUUCUAUAAACAAGGAGAUGUUGGAUAACGAUCCUAAACCAAAAGCGAGUCCGAAAGAAAGUGUGACAAAUGUACGGGGCUUUAGAGAGGAAAUGAACAACGUUGAAGUACUGUCCAUGCAACAGCAAGUACGGCCGCAUCCGCCUCUGCAAACGGAGCAGAUGCCGGACAACUACGAGUUUGCCUCGAACGACAGAAACACAUUCUUGGAGACUGGUGAGUUAACAGAUUCACAUCAGGAACACGAGCCGACACCGCCGACCCAGGAUGACGAGAAUGACGAAGUGCCUAAUGAUAUUCCUUUCCUGCGCGAAGUACCGGGACAAUCAAGCACCAUAGAUCCACGUAGAAACGAUCCUACGGGUCAAGAGAAUCACGGGCAACGCAUCUCCGAUCCCAGAAGAAAUGAUCCUUCUGGUCAAGAGCAAAGUAUACAAAUCAGAAAUAUAUCCGACAGGGUAGAGCGCCGCGAUGUCCUUCCAGGUCAAGAGAGAAACGUUCCUCAGCUAUUACGAGGCGAUUCGGAUACACUGGAACGACGGAAUGACCCUUCGGGCAGGGAGCGUUCUCUUCCGCCGCAGCAGUCGCGAAACGAUCCGUCCGGUGAGGAGAGAUAUCAGCCGCAGUCACAGAUAAUGAUGGAACCGAGCGAGACUCGCGAAGUACUUGGUCGAGGCAACGAACCCGACGAAGUUGCACGACAGAUUCAGGACGCGGAACUCAGACAGAUACCAGGCGGAGCGUCUUCCAAUGAUGUUACGCAAUUAAUACCCGACGAUAGGACGGCGGCGACGACCGGUGGUAGAGUAGUUACUGGUUCUCUUCCGGAGAUCCUUUCUUCAACGAUUCCGCAGGAUCCGACAAGCGGUGAUGCGCGAAGCAAGCGCGAAGAAGCAGUGGGUGCUUCUCUCGAGAGCGAGACGAACCAAGGUGUUUCCGCUUCAUCGAAUCGUCGGAAUUCUUACGAGGAUCAAGAGGAGGACGCGGGUUCUCGUGAAAGCCGAGACGAAAGCAGGGAAAGACGACGAGAAAGCAGUCCCGAUCGCCGACGAUACGAAUACGACCGAAAGAAUGCGUACUAUGAUCACGAUCGCGAGUACGAAGACGAUUAUUAUUACGAUCGUCGGCGCGCAGGCGACACUGAUCGUCCAUAUAACGUCGCUCGCGAUGACUUUAAGCGACGGGAUAUUCCAUAUCGAGAUGACGAUCGUAAACACCAUAGUCGUGAUGACCUGGAUCGAUAUGCUAGAGAAGACAUGGAUAGAAGGGUCAGAGGAAAAGAGGAUUUGGAUGAGAGGGAUGGCAGAAGAAGACCGCAGGAUGAUCGUAGGAGAGAAGAUCCGCGUCGUCGGGACAGAGAUCCGAGAGAUUACGACGCGCGGUAUUCCAGGGAUCCUAGAGAUAAAGACUAUAUAGAUCGUGAGAGAAGACGACCACGAAGAUAUGACCACGAUUACGAUAUUAGAGAUCCGUAUAGAAGAGAUUAUUACGAUGAUCUUUAUGGAAGAAGUUCUAGGCCUUCAAGUAGAUCUUCUUACAACGACAAAGAUCGCGAAUAUUACGCACGUACAAAGGACCCUUACUAUGCCUAUAAUAUGAAUGCAAGAUAUGGUGGAUAUGAUUAUGGUGCUCUUUAUGGUAACAAUUAUUACGCAUAUCUUGAGAAUUUGCGUCAAACGAAUCCUGCCGCUUAUACUGAAUGGUAUCACAAAUAUUAUGGCAGCCAUCAACAACAGCAGCAGCAUAUUGCCAGAGGUGUUGGCAAUUAUCCAGAAGAUAGAGCCAGUGUUCAUUCCGGCCGUAGUUCCUGCGAUGACAGGAAUACUAGUGAUAAAAGAACAUUGGGUGUUACGCAUUUGGAGGAUUCAACAAUCAUUUCUGCUCGAUUAACACCAACCAAGUAUUCUACUUCUCAUGCAUAUGGAUGCUUUUCGAUUGGAUCUUUAGUGCAUGUUCAUCCAAGCUAUCCAGCUGAUGGUGAAAGGGCUAAAGUGGACAUUUUUCGUGUAGAUAACUUGCUCUCACAUGAUCCUGUCACACGUGAUUUACGAUCAUAUCCAGGACCUCUAAUUAAUGGUGUAACGCAUAAGAAAACUAUUAUAGAGUAUUGCGAAAAUAAAAUUAAGAAAGCAGUGAUGAAUGAAGAAAUAGUCGAUCGUGCUUCAUAUAUUUUGUUGUAUGAAUUGAUGAUUAUGCUGAUUCAACAAAACGGCAACGUCGUCGGCGUUGACAUUGCCGGGCUUUUACUACGUAACAAGGACACUUACCCUCACGAUACGAGCAAACUCAAGUUUCAGGAUGUAAAGCGCAGAGAAUCGCAAGUAUCACAACGAUCUGGGGCGACAGGUAGCGACGGAAGUACCCAGGAUAUUUCUGCGCUAUCUGAGAAACCUGAAGCCAAACAGCGAAAAACGACGGAACAAAUAACAGACGAAUUUAGAGAUACAUUACUUUACGGGCGGGUUCAAGAAGCAUUAGAGUAUGCAAUGAACGAAGGACUUUGGGGCCAUGCUCUUUUCCUGGCUAGUAAACUAGAUAAGCGCACUUACGCUUCUGUAAUGACCCGUUUUGCAAACAGUCUACCAUCACACGAUCCUCUACAGACUUUGUAUCAACUACACUCUGGUCGCGUACCUGCUGUAGUCACAUGUGUUGCAGAUCCACGUUGGGAUGAUUGGCGGCCUCAUUUGGCUAUGAUUAUCUCUAAUACUUCAACCAAUCCAGAGAUUAAUCGCCGGUCAAUAACAACUCUCGGAGAUACGUUAUUUGCGAAGGGUGAUAUUCAUGCUGCACAUUUCUGCUACAUUCUCGCGCAAAUUGAUUUUGGUGCUUAUGGAGUUAAUGGAGUUAAGCUCGUGUUAAUCGGUGCGAAUCCGAACAAACCGUAUUCUGAAUUUCUUACAAUGGAGGCUAUUAUGCUAACGGAAAUCUAUGAAUAUGCUCGAAAUCUUAGCGAUCCAUGCUUCACAUUAGUGGAUCUUCAAACAUUCAAGUUUGAUCUAAUCGUGAAAAUGGUGGACUGUGGAUUAAUAGAAAAGGCUCUAUUAUAUAUCGAACAGAUUGCAACAAACAUCGCGAACGAUUCGUCAAAAUAUAAGAAAUCUUUCAUUGAAUCAGUUUAUAUACUGGGUGACCGAAUCAAGUACCAUGAUCCAAUCUAUAAAGACGCUACUGAAGAUGCUACGAAUUUAACAUGGCUCAAUAAAUUAGCGGAAAUUAUCGGAAAAUAUCAGAGCGAGGAGACUUCCGAGGAAGAAACGUACGCUUCCCAUACCAUUGUAGAAAAUCAGAAAAUUCAAAAAGAGAUGAAGCAGCAACAAUCAUCAUCGCAACAACAAUGGAAUACCAUUCAACCCGAUUAUGGCGAUGGACCUAUAUCAAUGAUGGAAGUUAAUACCAGCGAAAUGCAAUCCAACUGGCAGCCGCUAUCUCUGCCUGCGAAUAUUCAAGAUACGUAUGAUCCGAACACGCAAUAUAUGAGAAACAUGGAUGAAUCUACUCAACAACAACAGCCGCAACAACAGGAUUAUUGGAAUCAGCAAUCAUAUUAUCAAGGCAAUUAUGGAAGAAACGAGUCUACGCUAUCUAAUUGGCCGCAACAAUCCAUGCCAGGCAUGAUCGCAGAUCAGACUGAGAUCAAUAACACGCAGCAAUUGGAUAAGUGGAAUUUUGAGACGGAAAGGGAAGACAAAACGCCUACCCCUGAAUCAAAUAUGCAACCAGCAAUCUCUAUGACACCGUCGACGGGGAAGCAAUACGAUCCGUUAGAAGAAUUGGACGCGCUCGAGACACCACGAGCGAGCGGUAAAUCCCCAACGGAGAUGAAGAAGACAACCGAGAAGACGGCCGAGAAAAAACCCACCAACAGCGGUGGCUCCUGGUUCGGUGGUUUGUUUAGUAAACUCGCGCCGAAGCCGAAGAAUCAAAUGAUAUUGCCGGAUGAUAGUAACCCAACGAUUGUGUGGGAUCCUGUUGCUAAGAAGUGGAUGAAUAAGGAUGAGGACGGCGAUGGCGGUGCCUCGGCGUUGGUGCCACCGCCGAAGACGUCUGACGUAAGUUUCCGUGCUCCAGUGAUGGAACGCAAUACUUGUUCGCAGCCGCUUCCGCCGAGCGGCGAGGAUGCGUCGGCGAUGGAUGCCAUUUCGAAAUUGCCCACCGGUAAUAGCAAUAUGUACAAAUUGCCAAAGGGCAGAAGUAUGCGUGCCAAUUAUGUAGAUGUGAUGAAUCCCGGUGGGGGGAAACUCAAGGCACCUGGCAUGACGUCGUCCACCCCCAUGACAUCUCCGCUUGUACCUAUGGCUACUUCGUCCCCGCAGCUGUUCGUCCCCGCGCCAAUUAACGAUUCAACCGCUCCUGUGGAUUUCUUGACUCCGGCAGCAACACCACCAUCUGGAAACGUCGCAGACAAUACCUCUCGUUGGAGCUCGACCAGCUCGUUAUCGCGAGAGGUGCAAAGCUACACAAUGAGGGAUCCGCGGCUUCUUCAACGGAACAAGGGACCAAUGAUGUUCAACCCGAGUGAGAUGAAGGAUCGUUCGGUGAAGAACAUGCCACCUAGCAGAUAUCCUCCGCGAUAAUCUUUGCUUAUGCAAAUAAUUAGUUAUUAAAAUUAGGAGAUUUUUUUUUUUAUCAUCUCGCAGUUGUGUUUAAUAUGAAUAUAUAUUUGUUUUUGUAUAGAAAACGUGACAACAACAGUACAUUCUUUAGAAUGAUGAUAUACACACGGUGCACAGUUCUCUUUCGAGAAAGGAUGUACAUACUUAAAUAACGUAAGGAUUCGGAAGAUGUCAUUCUUACGAUGUCCUGUACAUUUCGUUGUCUAGAUAAAUUUUUACAUUGAAUUUUGUUCGAUUUUGUCUCAUUGUUAUAUUUAUCGUGUCAAAUAAAAAAUUGCAUUGAAAAAUAUUCAGUAAAUAAGAUUUCCAUACAAUAGAAGGAUAUACAAUUUUAAUGGUGCAAUGUGAGAGAUAGCAGAAAUAAAUAACUCAAAUAUGCGUUUUGCAAUUUGUAAAUUAAAAUUUUUUCCACUUAUCGAAAAAAAAGAAUGUGCUUUUGUUUGAUAAAUUUUCAUGGAAUGUUUCAUUAAUGAAUUUAUUUGAAAGUUGUUGGUUUCCGCAUAUUUUUAGAAACGCGAAAUUUUCCAUCGAAUAAUUAUCGCUAUUUUUGCGUUACUGCGUCGAAUGAGUUAUUAUCAUGUUAUGUAAAAAUGCGCGAGUGCAUUCCCAUUAUUAUUACUAUAUUAUAUAUUAUAUUCGCUUAGCUUGUAAGUAUUGUCAUUCUUUCGGAUUCGAUGACAUCUAUCGACGCGAAAAUUUCAAGUUCUGUGCGUGCUAUUUGAAUUAUCCGAGUGAGAUAUAAAGAAGUUUUUAUCUACAACUUGCAAUCACAGAUUUAAUUAAGUUACGAUUGAAGACCUUUUCAUUGAAGAGUGUCUUGUAGAUGUACGAUAUAUAGAGCGAGGAUUGCGUAGCGCAGAUUGUAGCUUAAUUACAGAAUUGGUUACAAUACGGCCUUGUCGGUAUAUGUGUUGUAAUACUAAGUCUGAUUUUAUAUAUCAGGAAGAAGGGAAUAUUGUGUGCAGCGCCGGUGAAUAAAACAUGUUAGGAAUAUGAAAUAUGAAAAUUUUAUCGAUCGUAAGGGCAAGAAAAUCGCGUUUACGAGAAGUGUAUAAUAGAGAGAAAUACUGUUAUUAAAUGUCAGAUUAUAUAUUAUAUAAUAUUGAUACACCAAUAAUACGCAACUGCCAUCAACGUGGAUAGUGCGAAGAGUGAUGAAGAGCGUUUGUAUCGCAUUUCCAUUGUGUUUCAAUCGCAUUAGAUUUAUAAGAUACAUCCGUUGGUGUCUAUCUCCGCGAGGGAUUCGAUAAUAUUAGAAGGUUGUGAGAACUCUCUCUUUUUGAUGAGAGAUGCGUAAAGAGAAAAGCAUUUUAGCCAAGAAAUAAGUGAUCUUAACGCUUUUCCGUAUACGCUAGGAUAUUUUUACUGAAAAUUAAGUAUCUUAAAAUACUCAAUUUUCAAUAAACAGGAUGACCUUCUUCCUGUUUUAAUGAAUACUGUUACGUGAAUUGUUCACGGCGAAUGUGGUUCUAAAAUAGUUUUAUUGAAAAUAUCAUUUUUGGCUCGUCCUACGAUUUUUCUUGAUAUUAAACUUCCCCUCAAAAUUUUUAAAUAAGAUAAAAAUUUUCGACAGAAUCCUUCGGAUAGUAGUAUAUUUCUAGCAUAUAAA
Cataglyphis hispanica is the source of this 8420-nucleotide messenger RNA. RefSeq names its product protein transport protein Sec16A (gene Sec16). Gene Ontology annotation, biological process: COPII vesicle coat assembly; autophagy; Golgi organization. Gene Ontology annotation, cellular component: ER to Golgi transport vesicle membrane; endoplasmic reticulum exit site. The transcript is spliced from 18 exons. NCBI's taxonomy places the organism in Eukaryota, Metazoa, Arthropoda, Insecta, Hymenoptera, Formicidae. The record is from RefSeq and is a predicted model, not a curated record. Bases 395 to 6772 code for a protein of 2125 amino acids.